AUGGCCCUCUACAGCCAGGCCACCCGAAACGUCGACCUGACCAAGACCGAAACAGAGCUCGCCACAAAUAUCAAAAAGGCGACAUCGAUUGAAGAGACCGCGCCUAAGCGAAAGCACGUCCGCGCGUGUAUUGUAUAUACCUGGGAUCACAAAUCGUCACAGAGCUUCUGGAAUGGAAUCAAGGUGCAGCCGAUCCAGGCCGAUGAGGUGCAGACCUUCAAGGCUCUCUAUACUGUUCAUAAGGUGUUGCAGGAGGGACAUCCAAUUGCAUUGAAAGAGGCUCAGCAGCAUGUCGGAUGGCUCGAGGGAUUGUCGAGAGGCAUGGUUGGGGGCAUUGGUGGUGAGGGAUUGAGAGGAUACGCGCCUCUAAUUCAGGAGUAUAUUUUCUACCUGGUGUCCAAAUUGAAGGUGAGCGCAUUACACGGAUUGAGUUUAGGUCAUCUCCAAAAGUCAACACAAAAUCGUGCCCACAGGGCCAGGCAUGGGGCUACAUGCGGUGCAGAAUCAAUGGGGAUGGUUGCUGACCGAAUCUUAGUUCCACCGAGAACAUCCAGAAUUCAACGGCACAUUCGAAUAUGAAGAGUACAUCUCUCUCAAAUCGAUCAACGACCCAAACGAAGGUUAUGAGACCAUUUCGGAGCUCAUGACGCUGCAAGAUCAGAUCGAUAGCUUUCAGAAACUGAUUUUCGCACACUUCCGACAUGGCUCCAACAACGAAUGCCGAAUCAGCGCGCUUGUACCGUUGGUCCAAGAAUCGUACGGCAUUUAUAAGUUCAUCACAAGCAUGCUUCGGGCAAUGCACACGACGCUAGGCGACGACGAGGCGCUUUCGCCAUUGCGAGGCCGGUACGAUGCGCAACAUUACCGACUUGUGCGAUUCUACUACGAAUGCUCGAACCUGCGAUAUCUUACCUCUCUGAUCACGAUCCCAAAGCUACCUCAAGACCCACCGAAUCUGCUGGCUGAGGAUGAGAAUGCGCCAGCCCUUCCCACCAGACCGAAGAAUGAAGUCACGAAACCCCGCGAUACGCCUCCACCACAAGCCUCUACAGACCCCGAGCCGAUCAAUGAAUUUUGGAAGAAUGAGCAGGCACGACAGCAACAGGAGUAUGAGGCGGAGCAGCGGAGACUACAGGCUCAGUGGGAAGAGGCGCAAAGACAACAACAGCUUGCUCAGCAGCAAGCGCAGAGGGAUUUCGAGGAACAGCAGCGACUGCAGGCGGAGCAACAGAGGAUGCAGCUGGAAGCACUGCAGAGGCAGCAAUACCAGGACCAGACACAGGGCCGCAUGGCGGAGCUAGAGCGUGAGAACCUCAAUGCUCGUGCACAGUACGAACGCGAUCAGCUCAUGCUGCAGCAAUAUGACGCCCGCAUGAAGGCUCUGGAGGCCGAGCUUGCCAACUUGAAUCAGAACUUCCUGCAGCAGACCCAAAGUAAAGAUGACCAGAUCCGCGCACUCCAGGAGCAGGUCAACACAUGGCGAACGAAAUACGAAGCGCUCGCCAAGCUGUAUAGUCAACUCCGCCAUGAGCACCUGGAACUCCUGCAGAAGUUUAAGGGUGUACAGCUCAAGGCUGCUUCGGCACAAGAGGCGAUUGACAAGCGGGAGAAGCUUGAACGCGAGCUGAAGACCAAGAAUUUGGAGCUGGCAGACAUGAUCCGAGAACGCGACCGCGCUCUGCACGAGAAAGAUCGCUCUACUGGAGGUCAUCGCGAUGAACUCGAGAAGUUGAAACGAGAGCUACGCAUGGCAUUGGAUAGAGCAGACAACGCAGACCGUGCCAAAGGAAGCGAGCUGUCUGCAAUGCUUUCACGGCACAAUCGAGAAAUCGCGGAUCUCGAGGAGGCGCUGCGAAACAAGACUCGCGCGCUUGAGGAAAUACAGACGAAGCUCGGAGAAGGCAGCUCCGAUCUCGAGCGACGACUGCGAGAGAAGGAGGAAGAGCUUGAGGUCUACAAGCAAGGCAUGGAUGAUGCUCUGCUUGAAGUCAACGAGCUUCGCAACGGCAAUGGCGUCGCCGAUAAUGCCAUGGACGAGCAGAUCGAUGUCAUGCUUCUCGAGAAUAUCAGGAAAAUCAACGCCAUUAUCGACUCCGUGCUCCAGGCUGGUGUACAGCGUGUGGACGACGCGUUGUACGAGCUGGACAGUUCCAUGCAGGCCGGUAACCAGAACGCGAGCGGCCCAUAUGUGCUGUCUCAGAUUGAAAAGGCUCAGAGCACCGCCAUGGAGUUCAGCACUGCCUUCAACAACUUCAUCGCGGAUGGACCAAACAGCACCCACGAGGAAGUCAUUAGGACUGUGCACACCUUCUCCAACGCCAUUGCGGAUGUCUUGUCGAACACCAAGGGUCUCACUCGGUUCGCCAGUGACGACAAGAAGGGUGAUCAGCUCAUUUCUGCUGCUCGUAGGUCGGCCAGCAGUACCGUGGAUUUCUUCCGCGGCAUCGUGUCGUACCGAUUAGAUGGGCUUGAGGACCUGCAGAAGACCGACGUGGUCAUCAACAAGAACAAUGACGUUCAAGUCGCGCUGAACAAUCUCAGCAAGUUGGCGGAUGCAUUCGCGCCCAAUUCCAAGGUGACGUCGAAAUCUGGUGACCUUGGCGAGCUCGUGGACCAGGAGAUGAUGAAUGCCGCAAAGGCCAUCGACGCGGCUACUGAGCGUCUAACGAAGCUGAUGAACAAGCCGAGAGAUCAGUACUCGACUUAUGAGCUGAAGAUUCACGAUUCCAUUUUGGAGGCAGCCAUCGCCGUGACAAACGCCAUUGCGCAGCUCAUCAAGGCUGCGACUGCAUCACAACAAGAAAUCGUCAACCAGGGACGUGGAUCAAGCAUGAGCAAGAGCCAGUUUUACAAGAAGAAUAACCGAUGGACGGAGGGACUUAUCUCUGCAUCCAAGGCGGUGGCUAGCUCUACCAACAUGCUCAUCGAGACUGCCGAUGGAGUCAUCAGCGGGCGUAACUCACCCGAGCAGCUCAUCGUUGCAUCGAACGAUGUCGCUGCUUCGACGGCACAGCUUGUGGCUGCGUCGCGUGUGAAGGCUUCCUUCAUGUCGAAGACACAGGAGAGGCUAGAAGAAUGCAGCAAGGCGGUGACAAAUGCUUGCCGCAGCUUGGUGAGACAGGUGCAGAGCAUCAUCGAGAACCGCAAUCGUGAUGAAGGUGAGGAUGUUGAUUAUAGCAAGUUGAGUGGGCAUGAUUUCAAGGUGCGGCAGAUGGAACAGCAGGUGAGUUUCUUUCUCCAAGACAUUCGCGCCUCAAGUGCGGAUGCCGCGCCAUCGGGAGCUAACUUGGACGCAGGUCGAAAUCUUGCAAUUGGAGAACGCUCUCGGUGCAGCUCGGCACAGACUUGGAGAGAUGAGGAAGCUCUCGUAUCAAGAAGAAGACUAG
Messenger RNA from Lecanosticta acicola, 3386 nucleotides. The record is from the annotation of a GenBank genome assembly. NCBI's taxonomy places the organism in Eukaryota, Fungi, Ascomycota, Dothideomycetes, Mycosphaerellales, Mycosphaerellaceae.